AUGAUGAGAUCACAGCGCAUCAUACGAAAUAUCUGUUCCGCCGUUAUACCCAGCUUACGACGAAGGGUUAUUGAACAUGCGCCUGCUGCUUCAAUCGCUGCAUCGCUAUCACAGCCAGUACGGUACGCUACAAGCUCGUCCUCGAAACGAUGGCUGGAGCGACAGAGAAACGAUUAUGCAGCCAAACAGGCAGAGCUUAAGGGUCUAAGAAGUAGGGCUGGAAUUAAGCUAGAGGAGAUCAACAUGAAGCAUAACAUAUUUCAGAGCGGACAGACAGUGGUUGAUUUAGGAUAUGCUCCGGGUUCUUGGACACAGGUCGCGGUGGAAAAGACUGCCCCGUAUGGCCGCGUUCUCGGCGUCGAUAUCAUUCCCGCCCUGCCUCCCAAGGGCGCCUCAACUAUGCAGGGUAAUUUCACCGAUCUGCGGGUUCAGGCAGAGAUGAAGAGGUUUCUUGCCAAUCCUCGACGCGGGCGACUAUUGAGACCACAAGUUACCACCGAAGAAGAAGGCGCGGUGAAGGGCGAGGUGGAGGUAGCAAGCCAAACAUAUAUUGAGCAGGAACGGGCAAUGAUGAAAGAUGAAGAGGAAUGGGCGGCAAAAGCUGGAGACACAGAAGGCGGGGAGAACUCGGUAGACGUGGUGUUGAGUGAUAUGUUAAUGGCAACAUCUGGACACACUUUGAGGGAUCAAGUGGGAAGUAUUAAACUCUGCAAUUCGGCGCUUGCCUUCAGCAUUGAUGUCCUUAAGCCAGGAGGGUCUUUUGUAUGCAAGUUUUACAUGGGCGGGGAUUCUAAACUUUUGAUGGAAAAGUUUAAACAAGUAUAUAACAAGGUUUCUAUAACCAAACCAAAGUCUUCGAGAUCGGGUUCAAAGGAAGUUUAUUUGGUUGCGCUGGAGAAGAAGGAGAAGGUGAACAAGAAAAAGGUAAUGUUGAUGGAACCUACAGAUUAA
Molecule: messenger RNA, 951 nt
Organism: Morchella importuna
Lineage: Eukaryota; Fungi; Ascomycota; Pezizomycetes; Pezizales; Morchellaceae
Exons: 6
Coding region: 1-951 (316 amino acids)
Biological process (GO): RNA methylation
Cellular component (GO): mitochondrion
Molecular function (GO): rRNA (uridine-2'-O-ribose)-methyltransferase activity
Source: RefSeq, a predicted model, not a curated record